AUUAAUUAGACAUGCGCGACGAGCCGACGAAAGGUUGAUCAGAACCCGAAGACAGCUAAGGGUUUAUCGAAGGCGAAGGGUUUUUUUUUUACAGGAAAGGCGAAAGGGUUGAUGCCGGAGAGCAGCUCCGAAUUACUAACAAUACUCCCAUUCCAACUACUCCACAGCUCCAAUGGUUUCCUUGGCGACUUGGUGCCGCUACUUAGUCAACAAAUUCGAAUACUCCCUCUCCAUCAGCCGUAAGCACUAUGGGAAAGGUCAAAUUGCUGACACAGAAAUUGCUGAUACAAUUUGGAAGAACCUGUUCCAAGGAAGGCUAACAUAUUUACACUGGAAUAAAGGGGCAGAGAUGGCUCCAACAGUAGGAGACCAAGGGGGGACACUUCUUGUCCGGAAAUUGCCAGCUGCAGAUCCAACGCGAGUUUUUGUUGGAGAUGUCGUGGUCUUGAAGGAUCCUGGCAAGGAUGACAACUAUCUUGUGAGACGAUUAGCUGCAGUUGAAGGGUAUGAAAUGGUGUCUAAUGAUGAAAAAGAUGAGCCCUUUGUUCUUGACAGAGAAGAGUGUUGGGUGUUGGCUGACAAUGAGAAAUUGAAAGCCAAGGAGGCAAAUGACAGUAGGAAGUUUGGUCCUGUUCCAAUGUCAAACAUUGUUGGCCGUGCUAUAUACUGUCUGCGAACCGCUGUGGAUCAUGGCCCCGUGCAGAACAGUGAGGUCAGCAUGGAAAAGGAUAUGUCCGUGUUGGAAGUGGAGCUGGAUGUUGAAGAGAUGGCAAAAAAUCACAAAGCAUAGACAUAUAUUGUGGCCCCAAAGCUGCUGACAUUUUCUGCUGCAGGGUUAAUGAGGCAAGAGGAGAGCAAUUGAAGGGACAGCAAAUGGUGACUGUUGAAUUGAACUUUCGGCUAGGAACAUUGACUUUGCAUUGGCAAAAGAGUCUCUAUGUAACUGGGAAACGCAGAGAUAUUUGUGGAAGAAUGUUGGGUGUUGCUAGUGCCUGUGUUCUUGGAUUCCCGUUGGAACUCUUACUUGAUCGGGAAAUCAUUUCAACAUUCUGGCAAGAUUUCGCCCGUAUUUGUUCAAUAAGUAUCCGUGGGUGCACUUCUCGUCCACUUAAUUAGUUAUAUUUGUAGUGUUUCAACGUAAAUUGAGUCUAAUAUCAAUAAUCAUGAUGUUAAAAAAAACAUGAGUUAGGUGUAAUGUCCUUUUGCGGACGGAUU
Linum tenue is the source of this 1215-nucleotide messenger RNA. Lineage: Eukaryota; Viridiplantae; Streptophyta; Magnoliopsida; Malpighiales; Linaceae. The record is from the annotation of a GenBank genome assembly.